UACGAAAGGCACAAAAAAAUGGUUAAUGACUACCUUACUUACUACGGUGGAUCCUGGAAGGAUUUCAAUGCUCAUAAGUCUCGUGAGAGGAAUGAUACCGACAUUAUUCGUAAGCACCAUCGUUUUCUUUGGUCAGAUCAGGAUGAGCCUACUAGCUGGGCGGCCAAAUUAGCUAAAAGAUAUUGGGAUAAACUCUUCAAAGAAUACUGCCUAAUUGAUCUUACACGUUAUAAGGAAAACAAAUUUGGUAUGCGUUGGAGGCUUGAACGUGAAGUAGUAUCUGGGAAAGGCCAAUUUAUUUGUGGCAAUGUUUCUUGCUCUGAAAAUGAUAAUCUUCGGAGUUGGGAAGUGAAUUUUGCAUAUAGAGAAUUUAAAGAAAAGCGAAAUGCUUUGGUUAAAGUCAGACUUUGUCGAGAAUGUUCAGAUAAAUUGAAUUAUCGCUAUAAACGCAAAGAAGUAAUUCCAGCCCUGGGUGAUUCGGCAAAAUCUUCUAACUUGUUAUCCACAAAUGUAGAUGGCAACCUUACCCGCACUUUAGGCAGCGACUCAGAGUUACCAGGCAGAGAUGUUGAAGAUCCUCUUGAGCCUAGUGAACACAAGCGGCCAAGGCUUCUUGUUCAACCAGAUUUCGAGCCAGAUGCAAUAUGGCGCAAUGCUAACGCUUCCAGUGAUUCAGGACUUCGAACUAGAGAUGAUGAAUUUGCGGAAUAUUUUCAAGAUAUGCUUUUAUGA
Molecule: messenger RNA, 732 nt
Organism: Protopolystoma xenopodis
Lineage: Eukaryota; Metazoa; Platyhelminthes; Monogenea; Polystomatidea; Polystomatidae
Source: the annotation of a GenBank genome assembly